Scatophagus argus is the source of this 5927-nucleotide messenger RNA. RefSeq lists its product as uncharacterized. The transcript is spliced from 29 exons. Bases 1 to 5844 code for a protein of 1947 amino acids. The record is from RefSeq and is a predicted model, not a curated record. Lineage: Eukaryota; Metazoa; Chordata; Actinopteri; Scatophagidae.
AUGCCUUUCCUCUUCCACGUCGUGCACAACACACUUCAGUGGUGGAAGCAGAUGUGGAGGAAAGAGGCCGCAGAGAAGCAGCUGAAGGACCAGGUUCAUACUGCUAAAUCCUGUCCUGCCUCCACAGGGCUGUGUUCUCUUUCCCACUGCCUUCCUUAUCGGUACUUCUUCAGCGAGUUAGCCCUGUCCUGGUCGAGGGCUCAGCAAUACUGCAGAGAUCAGUACACUGACCUGGCCACCGUCUCCAAUGCGGACGACAUGAGCCGGCUGGUGAGCGCGGUUCAGGACGCCACGGGAGGCUUCACUGGGAAGGCCUGGAUCGGCCUGCACGAUAACCUCACCAGCUGGAGGUGGUCGUUUUCAGAGGUCAAGAGCACCUUCAGAAAUUGGGAUUUUGGUCAGCCCGACAACUUCCUCGGGGACCAGUUGUGUGUGAAGCUGUGGGGCGGAGGAGUGUGGGACGACUCGUCCUGUCUCCUGAGAUACCCCUUCAUCUGCGAAAACGGUCUCAGUUCAGAUUUUGUCCAUAGACUCGUUGAUGGACUUGUUAAUGGCUUGAUGUGCUAUCAGAUGGUAAACUCUGAACUCUCUUUCAUUUCUUCAUCAGCGACAAGCAGCACCGCGCAGAAUUUCAUUCUCGUUGAUCAGAUGUUGAGCUGGUCUGACGCUCAGGUGUACUGCAGGAGGACCUACACAGACCUGGCCAGUGUUAGAGAUGAGGGCGACAACCAGAAAAUACAGCAGUUGGCCGAAAACAGGAGCGUCUGGAUUGGCCUCUACAGGACUCGGGAAUGGUCAGAUCACAGUAACUCCACCUAUCGCAACUGGGAUUCAGGCCAGCCUGAUAAUUAUGGGGGACAGCAGGCCUGCACUGCCACAGAUCUGGGCAAGGCAGGCCUGUGGUCAGAUGAAGACUGCAGCUCGAGUCUUGCUAUCAUCUGCUAUGAAGACGGCGUGACACCAGAGGAAACAACCACAGAGGGAGACUCACUCGGUUCAGAGAUCACGUCUUUUGAGCAGCACUCAACCUCGGUGCCGGACCCAACAACGUCCAUCUCUGGCCAAACUCCCCACGAAUCGCCUCAUUCUACCUCCACCACAGUGACACCAAGCACAAGAACCCCCACUGAUACUGAAUCAACCGCUGGUCUUGUCACUACAGACAAGACCUCAUCCCAGCAGUCUUUAACCACUACUGGAGCCAUUGCUGGGUCCAUCCUUUUCAUUUUGAGGAUCACUCACCAGGCAGCUAACGUGGCCCUGGGUGGACUGGCUUCGCAGUCGUCAAUGCGGGACCCUUCAUAUCCACCCCACCUGGUGAUUGACAACGUGGAAGGGAGCUGCAUUGUCACUGUGAGGGAGGUCAACCCCUGGUGGAGACUGGACAUGCAGCAUCUGUACCACAUCUCAUCUGUUGAAAUCACCCAAAGAUCAGACUGCUGCAGGUCCGAGCUGGCUGGGGCUGAAAUCCGGAUCGGUAACUCGCUGGAGAACAACGGCAACAACAAUCCCAGGUGUGCAGUCGUCAUAGACAUCGAUGAAACUGUCAUGACCUUCAGCUGCAGCCAGAUGAGCGGACGUUAUGUCAACAUCUUCAUCCCCGGAGAGAGCAAGGAACUUCACCUUUGUGAGGUCAGAGUGUUUGCCACCAACCGUAUUCCAGGAGUUAACGUGGCUCUGGGUGGAGCUGCUGCUCAGUCCUCAAAGUUGGAACCAUCGAGCUCAUCAGACUCGGCGAUUGACGGCAAACCUUAUUCAAACUACAACCAUCACAGCUGCAUCGCCAGUCUGGGGGAGGUCAACCCCUGGUGGAGGGUGGACCUGCGGCGUCCGUACAACGUGUCUUUUAUCGAAGUCGUCCGAAGAUCAGACUGGGGGAGUACUCUGCUCAAUGGGGCUGAGAUCCGCAUCGGCAACUCGCUGGAGAACAACGGCAACAACAAUCCCAGAUGUGCAGUAAUCACUAUCACCAAUGACAUUACCAUGGCCUUCAACUGCAGCCAGAUGAGCGGACGUUAUGUCAACAUUUUCCUCCCUCAAGUGACCAGGGAACUUCACGUUUGUGAGGUCAAAGUGUACUCUGCCAUCCAUGUAACAGGAGAUAAUGUGGCACCGAGAGGAGUCGCCACGCAGUCUGCAGAACCCGCUUCUCAGGCAACCGCUCCACACAUGGGCAUUGAUGAAUACCCUCAGUCGGAAUAUCCACAAGAAACCUGUGCCUCAGUCCCGCAGCAAGACAACCCCUGGUGGCAACUGGACCUGAUGUAUAUCUACAGGAUAACCGCUGUGUCUGUCAUCGGUGUCGCAGAGGAGCUGAACGGUGCCGAGGUCUACGUUGGGCUCAGGAACGAUGCCAACAGCAAGAGGUGUGCCUUCAUCUCCGUUGCAGAGGGACACCUCACAUGCGACUACCAGUGUGGAAUAAUGGAAGGUCGUGUCGUCCAUGUUGUUCUCCCUGGACCACAGAGGAAAUUGACAGUUUGUGAUGUACAAGUGUACGGCACUGUGCUUGAAAACAUGGCUUUGAAAGGAGUGGCUUUUCAGUCUUCGAGUGCAGGGAAAACUGCGGGCCAAGGUAGUGCAGUUAUUGAUGGCGAUCGGUUUCAAAGCUGCAGCAUCACUGAAAACAAACCUGGUCAGUGGGUGACAGUGGAUCUCCUGGUUCCCUACGUUGUGACUGUGGUCCAGCUUGCCUACAAUAAAGACUGCUGCUUUAGUGUUAAGGUCCGCGUGGGCAUCACAAGCUGUGAGGUCAUCUCCAUGGUGUCACAUCGUCUGAUGGUCGUGAAUUGUGGUGGGAUUGUGGGUCGCUAUGUGACCGUAAAGCAUCCUAACAUACCACCACCUCUGUGUGAGGUGGAGGUCUACAGCACUCAGGAGAAUCCUCAAAACCCAGUCUCUCAGUGGCCCCCACCCCAUGAUUACUGCUUCGCUGAUUUCUGUACCUAUGACUACGUUCUCAUCCACACUGAACCUAAAACAUGGUUUGAAGCCCAGGCCUACUGCAGGGAGAGGUACACUGACCUGGCCACCAUCAAUAAUAUCCAGGACAUGAGCAGGGUCAUUGACAAAAUGGAAAAUUAUUUCUUUGACUUUUGGAUUGGGCUGUAUGAAGAUGUCAUAACCUGGAGGUGGUCGCGGCCAGAUGAGGGUUACUAUGGAGAUGGUGACGCUGAGUUCAGGAACUGGGCCGUUGAUGAAUCCAACAACAAGACAGGCAUCCGACACUGUGCUGGCAUACAACACACGGGUGAAUGGAAAGACCUGGACUGUGACUUACUUCUCUACUUCUUAUGUUUUGAUGGUAUAGCAGAGGCAAAGAUUCUUGUGGAAACGCCAAUGAAGUGGACCGAUGCACAGCAGUACUGCAGAGAGCACCACACAGACCUGCUCAGUGUGAGAAACCAGAUUGAGAACCAGGAAAUUCAGCACAUGGUGCCGACGGGAAAGCUGGCCUGGAUCGGCCUGUUCGGAGACUCCUGGAAGUGGUCUGAUGGGAGUUACUCCUCUUUCAGACAUGAGUGGCAGGAUCCAGUGGACAUCUUGGGAGACGGUCCAAACUGUGCUCAUGUUCACAACAGGUCUUGGAGCAGAAGAACCUGUGACACCAAAUCUGCGUUUCUCUGCUACUUUUAUAAGAAGAGAUCUGUGUUGAGGAUCAGUUCUCACUUUGACAUGAGUAACCCAGGCAUCCAGCAACAGAUCCUGAGUCAGCUGGAGGCAGAGUUGAAAAACAAGGGCAUCAGUAAUUUCAAGAUCCACUGGAGGAUGAAUUUCACACAAAGAGGAAACAGCAAACUGCCUGCCGCCGGUGGGGGACCUGAAAGCACUACUACCCUCAAAAUGAACGGGGAAACUGGAGAGUUUGCCGCCUCGCCUGAUUUGGUCCAACUUCGGAUUCUCCUUUUUUGUCAGAGAACUUCUGCUAAUCUGACACCUCAGCGGUAUCACCUCAUCAAUGGUGCCCUGACCUGGUAUGAGGCUCAGAGCUUCUGCAGAGUAAAGUACACCGACUUGGCCACCGUGAACAACAUGGAUGACAAGAACAAGCUGGUCCAAACGCUUGGCAGUCACAAGAUGCACAGCUGGAUCGGACUUCAGAGAAGAGGGAGUCUCAGGUGGAUGUGGUCCGACGGGAGGGGCGGAGCACAUUUCACCAUGUGGGACGAAGGGGAACCCAAUAACGGGGCGGGCAAUGAGUGGUGUGGAGAACUCUCUGACACAGGCUCGUGGAAUGACUUGUGGUGUGAAGAUGACAAGGAAUUCGUGUGUUAUGACCGUCAGAAGGAUGGCACAGUAAAUUACGUGCAUUACACAGAGAAACAAACCUGGAUGAACAGUCAAGAGCUGUGCAGAAGUGAGCACACUGACUUGGCUUGUGUAAGUACAGCGGAGGAAAACUCAGAAAUUGCCAGUCUAGUCAAGACGUGGACCGGCGUCAUCGGGCUGCACAACAAAGUGUGGCUCGGCCUGUUCAGUGAUGGAUGGAUGUGGUCCGACGGGAGCCAAACCUCCUUUAGAUACUGGCUGGGCAGCAUGGAGCAGGUCGGAGACUGUGCUUCUGUCGCAGCGCCCCAGCAGGGCCGCUGGGUUGGUGCUCACUGUAACGAGAAGAACACAUUUGUCUGUCAGGGCGGUCUCAAAGUAAAGAAGAUGGUAAUAAGGAUGAAGGUGCACUCCAAUGCGAAUCUGUCUGACUUCACAGUCCGUGACGCUCUGCUGGAGAAGCUGAAGGCAGAAAUGAAACAUGGGUGGGUGACUGAUUUCAAUCUCCGCUGGCGAAGUGACAAAAAUGGCGUUAUCUUCCAACAACACGAGCCGCUGGAGGUCGCCGAGAGGCCAGCAUACAGGUCAAACAGCCAGAGGGCUUCUUUCUUUUUGCCCAAAACAAACUCUACUAAAAUCCUUAAUUUCAGUAUUAUGUUUUACUCCACAGUGCAUCGUCUCUACCACUUAAUAAACACCCCUAAGACGUGGAGUGAGGCUCAGAACUUCUGCAGAGUGAAUUAUAAUGACCUGGCAACCGUAGACAACAUGGAGGAGCACACGCAGCUGGUGGAGAGCAUUGGCGAUGCUGACGUGAACGAUGUCUGGAUUGGCCUGGAGAGAUUGGCGACUGAGCGGUGGGUGUGGUCUGAAGGCAUCGGGGAAGUCAAAGUUUUCAAGUGGGAUGUGAGCAAAGUCUAUGGCGACUGUGUGCUGAUGAAAGCGAGCGGGUACUGGUACGCCAGGCAGUGUGGCAACCUGUGGGCCUUUCUUUGCUUUGAAUAUGACAGCCAGGGAAGAAAAACCUACUUCCUGAACACCACACUGAUGUCAUGGAGAGACGCUCAGCGCUUCUGCAGACAGCAUCACACUGACCUGGUCAGUGUGGAAACGGAGGAGCAGAAUCAGGAGGUUUCUGCACAUGGCGCCGGCAACGCCAUCUGGAUCGGACUGAUCAGAGAAGACUGGAUGUGGUCUGACAGAAGUGUCGGUUCUUUCAGAAACUGGCAGGAGACCAACCCUGAUAAUGCUGGGGGUGCUGAGAACUGCGGUGUGAUCAGAAAGUCCUUCCAGCAUCAGUGGGACGACAGCGCCUGCGACCUCAGCUAUCCUUUCAUCUGUUAUGGUGAACGGAAAAUCAAGAGGACUGUGGUGAAGGUGAGAAUCAGCUCUGAGGUGAACCUGAAUCUUCCCGCAGAGAGGGAUUCACUUCUGGAGCAGUUUCAGGCGCGGCUGGAGGAGCAGGGCGCGACGGAGGUUAAAACGCGCUGGCAAACUGACCAAAAUGAACAAAUCUUUCAACGCAAACGGGGCGAGGAGCAUGGAAGCACAAAACACAGGUGCAUGAGCUCACUGUGAUGGAUUGGUGUUGAGAAUAUGGUUUUUGUGGUGAUUCAACUCCAUGUCAGUUAAGUCAACUGUAUGUGAAUGUUUGAGGCUGU